Molecule: messenger RNA, 727 nt
Organism: Morus notabilis
Lineage: Eukaryota; Viridiplantae; Streptophyta; Magnoliopsida; Rosales; Moraceae
Product: pentatricopeptide repeat-containing protein At1g56690, mitochondrial-like
Exons: 1
Molecular function (GO): protein binding
Source: RefSeq, a predicted model, not a curated record
UUACUCGGGUUGGUGGAGAGGAAUGCUUAACAAAGUGAGGAGGGUGUUUGAUUCAAUGCCGGAGAGGAAUGUGAUUUCAUGGACGACAAUGGUAAGAGGGUAUGUGCAAGAGGGGAUGGUAUCUGAGGCAGGGUCACUCUUUUGGCAGAUGCCUGAAAAGAAUGUCGUAUCGUGGACGGUGAUGUUGGGCGGCCUAAUACAAGAGAGACGUGUUGAUGAUGCUCGUCGGCUGUUUGAUGAAAUGCCUGAGACGGAUGUGGUAGCGAGGACUAACAUGAUUAACGGGUAUUGCCAGGAAGGUCGUUUGGCUGAGGCCAGGGAGAUUUUUGAUGAGAUGCCACGUAAAAAUGUCAUUUCUUGGACAACGAUGAUACGUGGGUACACACAAAAUCAACGAGUAGAUGUUGCUAGAAAGCUAUUCGAAGUCAUGCCUGAGAAAAAUGAGGUGUCGUGGACCGCGAUGCUGAUGGGGUACACUCAAUGUGGGUGGAUACAGGAAGCUUCAGAGCUUUUUGAUGCAAUGCCACUAAAGCCAGCUGUCGCUUGCAACACCAUGAUUCUUGGGUUUGGCCAAAUUGGGGAGGUAGGUAAAGCAAUGUGGGUAUUUGACCAUAUGAGAGAGAAGGAUGAAGGGACAUGGAACACUAUGAUCACAGGUUAUGUGAAACACUAUGAUCACGGGUCGGGUCCGGGCAAAGCGGGUUUAAAAUGUCCGCCCGCCCCCUAA